Spea bombifrons (plains spadefoot toad) is the source of this 3431-nucleotide messenger RNA. It is a transcript of the gene SMO, whose product is annotated as smoothened, frizzled class receptor. The record is from RefSeq and is a predicted model, not a curated record. Gene Ontology annotation, biological process: smoothened signaling pathway; central nervous system development; commissural neuron axon guidance. Gene Ontology annotation, molecular function: transmembrane signaling receptor activity; patched binding. The coding region runs from base 789 to 3230 and encodes 813 amino acids. Gene Ontology annotation, cellular component: plasma membrane; dendrite; cilium. The transcript is spliced from 12 exons. Lineage: Eukaryota; Metazoa; Chordata; Amphibia; Anura; Pelobatidae.
CAUUCCAUUAGCUCAUUGCUCCUUUAAGCUGAAUUGCAAAGCCACUGGGUUUGGUUAUAAAAUCAUCUCCUUUGGAUACAUGAAGGCAACUUUUGUAGCAGAGAGAGGAAUAUUAUGACACUGAUUUUCUGUUUGUAAAUAAGAGAUCCGUCCUCUUCCUAAAAUAUUUUUGUUUGUGGAUGGAUUCAGCAUGAAUGGGACAUUUUGGGUUGAAGAACAAGGCAAGCCUCCAGUUUACAAAGUGUGCAGGAAGACCAUCAGUUGGUGGAUUUCUGGUAGGAGUGAGCAGUGAUCGCAGUGCUUGAAGGAGUAAUUGCACUGAUAUGAGCUGGGGUGGAAGGUAAGGAGACUUCUUUGUGUUGGAGGAGUGCAAGAAAGAAGUGUGAAUUAAAGUGAAAUGCAAAGCAGGGAGACAGUGAGAGGAGGGGGUGGAGGAGUCUGCAGAGACUGGAUCAGAUUACAUUCUUCCACUGCUCUCUCCGCACAAAUCUCUCUCUUGCAAGUUUUUGUUUGGGACAGAAAUUAGCUGUUUUAACAUAAAAACAAGUGGCGUGAUUUUGUGCGGGUGGGUGAUCGGUGAGGGUCUUUGUUGGGUAACGUUUUCUUUUUCUUGGCUUUGGAAAUAGUUUUUUUUUUCUUGGAUGGUUUGAGCUGCACAAGGAAAGUUCAGAAAGUAAAAUGGAGGAGGAGAGUAUGCAGGAGAGUGGAGAGCUGAGAGAGUCCCCAUCCUCCUGAAAGAAAGCCACAUUUCUGCUGUUCUUAAUGUCCUGAAGAUUCUUCUUCUAAAGAUGUCGCCCGUGGUGCUUUGGAGCAGCUGGACUGUGUGGUUUUGGAUUUUGCUUUCCACCUCUGAAUUAGGAGCUGCUCAGUUUAAUGAGACCAUAUACUUGGAUCGGUGCAAGAAGACCACCACUUGUGAGGCCCUCAAAUAUAAUGUUUGUCUGGGAUCUACUCUACCAUAUGGAUUGACCUCCACUGUCCUGGCUGAAGACUCAACCACUCAGGAAGAAGUCCAUGAUAAGUUAUUACUUUGGUCUGGAUUACGGAAUGCUCCCCGCUGCUGGGAGGCUAUCCAGCCCCUGUUGUGUGCUGUGUACAUGCCUAAGUGCGAGGGGGGUAAAGUGGAGCUGCCCAGCCAGGGCCUCUGCCAGGCUACCCGGGGACCUUGUGCCAUUGUUGCGCGGGAGAGAGGAUGGCCUGAUUUCCUGAAGUGUACCACAGAUCGCUUUCCUGAGGGCUGCCCGAAUGAGGUGCAGAACAUCAAAUUUAACAGCUCGGGGCAGUGUGAGCCUCCCUUGGUGCGAACAGACAAUCCAAAGAGUUGGUACGAGGAUGUAGAGGGCUGUGGCAUCCAAUGUGAGAAUCCAUUAUUCACGCAGAAGGAACACCGUGAAAUGCAUGUCUACAUUGCUAUAUUCAGCUCGGUCACUAUUUUCUGUACCUUCUUCACCCUGGCCACUUUCCUCUCAGACUGGAAAAACUCUAACCGCUACCCUGCAGUUAUACUCUUCUAUGUGAAUGCCUGCUUUUUUAUGGGUAGCAUUGGGUGGCUUGCACAGUUCAUGGAUGGUGCCCGCAAAGAGAUUGUGUGUCGUGGGGAUGGCACAAUGAGACUGGGGGAGCCCACGUCCAAUGAGACCCUGUCCUGUGUCAUUAUCUUUGUCAUUGUGUACUACUCCAUGAUGUCUGGCGUUAUCUGGUUUGUCAUGCUGACCUAUGCUUGGCACACCUCCUUCAAGGCCCUGGGCACCACUCAUCAGCCUCUGUCUGGAAAGACAUCCUACUUUCAUCUGGUCACAUGGUCAAUUCCUUUUGUACUCACAGUCGCCAUACUUGCUGUAGCCCAGGUGGAUGGAGAUUCUGUGAGUGGCAUCUGCUUUGUAGGGUACAAGAACUAUCGUUACCGAGCAGGCUUUGUCUUAGCUCCUAUCGGCUUGGUAUUGAUCAUAGGUGGUUACUUCUUAAUCAGAGGUGUAAUGACAUUAUUUUCAAUCAAGAGCAAUCACCCAGGUCUUCUAAGUGAGAAGGCGGCCAGUAAAAUCAAUGAAACUAUGCUGCGAUUAGGAAUAUUUGGAUUCUUGGCCUUUGGCUGUGUGCUGAUCACUUUCACCUGUCAUUUCUACGACUUCUUCAAUCAAGCUGAGUGGGAGAGAAGCUUUCGUGAAUAUGUCCUCUGUGAAGCCAAUGUGACGAUUGCAGCUCAGACCAACAAACCAAUUCCAGAGUGUGAGAUUAAGAACAGGCCUAGCCUCCUUGUGGAGAAAAUCAACCUGUUUGCUAUGUUUGGCACAGGCAUUGCCAUGAGCACAUGGGUAUGGACAAAAGCCACCAUUAUAAUCUGGAAGAGGGCAUGGUGCAGGAUUCUGGGACGCAGUGAUGAUGAACCAAAGAGAAUAAAAAAGAGUAAGAUGAUCGCAAAAGCGUUUUCAAAGAGAAAGGAACUUCUCAACAACCCUGAGAAGGAGCUGUCUUUCAGCCUUCAUACUGUGUCUCAUGAAGGUCCUGUGGCUGGUCUGAACUUUGAUAUUAAUGAGCCAUCAGCUGACAUGUCAUCAGCAUGGGCACAACAUGUCACAAAGAUGGUGGCCAGAAGAGGAGCAAUCUUACCUCAAGAUGUCUCAGUCACUCCUGUGGCAACUCCAGUGCCUCCAGAGGACCGAGAGGAUGUGUGGCUGGUGGAGGGAGACUUCUCCCAGAGACUGGAGAAGAAAACAAAGAAGAAAAAGAAAAGAAGAAAGAAAGAUAUCCGUCCCCUGGAAGAGCCUGGGCUCAUUGAUAAUUUCCCUGCACGUGUGCCUACGGCAGUGCCGCGCCUUCCGAAGCUGCCUGUGAAUAACGGCCUUGUCACAAAAGCAAGAGCACAUCGCGAAAUGGAAGAGACUCUCCCAGGAUCAUACAGAGAGUACCGGAGGUGGCCACCAAUACAGGAGAGUUUAUACCCGGGACAGAACAUGGAUAAUAACUUUGGAUCUAGAAGAUGCAGCCAAAACAAUCCUAUAUCUCAUCCUUAUGCCACUGAUGAAACCCCAGACCACAGCAAUAUUAGGUUCAUUCCUCCUCCGAGACGAGAUGGGAUGUUUCAGUAUUCAAAUGGAGCAGCCCUUCCACAUCAAACGGGGCAUGCUUGUCAUAGUGGAAGAACUCAAACUAGAAGAGCAGGGGCAGCUCCGAUUCACUCCAGGUCAAAUCUUAUGGAUGCAGAAUUAAUGGAUACAGAUUCAGACUUCUAGUGUUUUGUCAAGCGUGGUAAGCAAGUAGUGAAUUACAUUUUUGGUAUGAUCUUAGAAAAGACUCCAUAGAUCUUCACAAAUAUUAUGGAGGUUUGUUUUUUUUUAAAAAAAAAUACCGAGGACAGAAAUCAUUGUGAAUGAACAUGAAGAAAAGAAGCAGGAAGGACUUCUGACAAAUCCUGGACAUUGCUGCUGUGCACA